Molecule: messenger RNA, 1055 nt
Organism: Parasteatoda tepidariorum (common house spider)
Lineage: Eukaryota; Metazoa; Arthropoda; Arachnida; Araneae; Theridiidae
Gene: Rh6
Product: Rhodopsin 6
Biological process (GO): visual perception; phototransduction; G protein-coupled receptor signaling pathway
Cellular component (GO): membrane
Molecular function (GO): G protein-coupled receptor activity
Source: RefSeq, a predicted model, not a curated record
AGCCUUAAGACGCCGACGAAUAUGUUGAUCGUGAAUCUUGCCUUCUCGGAUUUCUGCAUGAUGGCCUUCAUGAUGCCCACUAUGACUGCUAAUUGUUUCUCUGAAACUUGGAUUCUCGGACCCUUGAUGUGUGAAAUAUACGGAAUGGUUGGCAGUCUCUUUGGCUGUGUUUCCAUCUGGUCUAUGGUGAUGAUUGCAUUCGACAGAUACAACGUCAUUGUAAGAGGCAUGUCUGCUGAACCUUUAACAUCCAAAAAGGCAGCAUUCCAGAUUCUCAUGGUCUGGGUAUGGUCUGGUGCCUGGACUAUUCUUCCAUUCUUCGGAUGGAACAGGUAUGUACCUGAAGGUAACAUGACCAGCUGCACUAUUGAUUAUUUGACCAAGGACUGGAGCUCAUCUUCCUACGUCAUCUUCUACGGAUUGGCUGUCUACUUCACACCUCUGCUCACCCUGAUCUACAACUACACUUUCAUUGUACGAUCCGUGUCUAACCACGAAAAACAACUGAGAGAGCAGGCCAAGAAGAUGAACGUUUCAUCCUUGAGAGCAAAUGCUGACCAACAAAAGCAGUCAGCUGAAUGCCGACUUGCCAAGAUUGCAUUGAUGACUGUUGGACUGUGGUUCAUUGCCUGGACUCCAUACCUCAGCAUUGCAUGGAGCGGUGUUUUCUCUAACGGAGCACGAUUGACUCCAUUGGCAACCAUCUGGGGAGCUGUUUUCGCCAAAGCAGUAGCCGUCUACAAUCCAAUUGUAUAUGGUAUAAGCCAUCCUAAAUACAGAGCAGCUCUGCAUCAAAAAUUCCCAAGCCUCGCUUGCGCUACUGACAACGGUGAUCACGGAUCAGACAACAGGUCCGAAACCACUGAGUGCAAUGAAAAACCACCCAAAAAUUCAGAAGCCUAAAAAAUGAACUCUUUUUAAAAUGAAUUUUCUGUUUCAAGUUUUUUGUAAAGUUACACGCUUUGUUGACUUCAGUAAUUUAUUUUUGUUUGUACAUGCUUGUUUAGAAGUUUCGCUGUAAAUGCAUUGUUAAUAAAACAGCAUUGUUCAAUUUA